AAUUAGCGCGUGUGAAGACGACUGAGGCUGACGCACGAGUGGCUGGUGGUGGGGCGGCGUGUAUCUAGAAUUCUAGGGCAGCCGCGGCGGAAAAGAUGGUGGAAUCCGUGAAAUCAAAUGAGCUCCAAGAGACCUUAAAGCCAUUUUAUCAGAGAGCUGCAGAAGCAGAGGAACGUCUAACAAGACUUGAAGCUGCCUUGGCCAGUGAAAAAGACGCAGGAAAUGAGGAACACUUGAAACAAAUUGGUGAUCUUCAGUCGAAGCUUGAAAAGGCUGACGCAGAGCUUGUUGCAGAAAAAGAGAAGGCUCAGAAGCUUGCCGCCGAAAAUGAAAAGCUUCAAUACCGUAUAAUCCAUCUUUCGCGGGCACUCAAAGAGGCCAACAUGAAGUUACAGCGAGUUUCGAAAUACACACUGUUGACACAAUGUGUGCGUUUAAGUCAGUUCUAUGGAAACGCUGCAACCGUAUGAGGGGCUUUGGGCAAAACCGGGUAUCAGACGGAAGAUCUGAACUUGGGCCAAAAGUUGAUUUUUUUUAAUUUUCGAGUCAGUAUAGAAUGUGCUCUCAUUUCCCAAGAUUCUAGAUUGGUUAGCAUGUGAAAUUGCAUUAUUUUCUUUCAUUGAAUGAAUUCUAUCUUACAAAAUGUGGCUUAUGGUGGAAUCGGUGGUGUGUUUGUUACUGACCUCAGGUUACGACACAGGAGCUGUUGGAGAGCAUAAAAUUGUAGGAUUCAUGAACUCAUGGGCUGAAAACUUUGCGUUUAUUGGAAGGUCGGUUCAGACAAAUUCUCUCGGUGCGAAUGAGAAUUGAAGGACGAUGGCCUUUGGUGAUGCUAAAUGUCCGCAAUCGGGAGUUUAACUUUCCAGAUGUUAUUCUGCCUCCUAAUACUUGUGCAUGGUGAUAAGACAGUUGUAAAAUUUGGGCCGAUUAAACAAUAGAGGUUUAAUUCUAUUCAUGCUUUUUGGUGACA
Neltuma alba is the source of this 970-nucleotide messenger RNA. RefSeq lists its product as uncharacterized. NCBI's taxonomy places the organism in Eukaryota, Viridiplantae, Streptophyta, Magnoliopsida, Fabales, Fabaceae. The transcript is spliced from 5 exons. Bases 96 to 470 code for a protein of 124 amino acids. The record is from RefSeq and is a predicted model, not a curated record.